ACGCUGCGCAACAUGUAACACGCAAGAAUCGUUGGAGUAGGACGUACCUGGGACUCAGAAUCACCCCCUUUUUCCCAUCGAAGACUUCUUCAAAUUAUAAUUUCAAGUGGUCAGAUUGAUGCCCAGAGGAGUCGUGCAACCUAUGAAGUUAAAAUUGCCAAGCUGCAGAGGGAGAAACAGCUGAAGAUUGCAGAAGAGAGGAAGAUGAAGGUGGAGAAAGCUAAGGUCAUUGAGGCCAAGGUCAACAUGUGGAUUGAGGAAAGAACGACUAAGGAGCAGAAAUCGAGAAAAGCCAAAGAAACAACUUGAAGCAGAAGAGAAGAGGAGAGUCCAGGAGAAAGCAAAGGAGAACUAUGGAGAAUGGAGGAGCAAGAAGAAGGCUGCAAAAGAGAUGAAGGAGAAAAAGGAGAAGGAAGAACAAAGAGCUGAAGCAGAAGCCAAGAGGAGGAGGAAAGAAGAGGCAGAAGAUGCACACCUGAACUUGAAGUGGAAAGAAGAGGCCAAGACGAGACCAUUUCCCUAGCUACUCAAUUUGGCUAUCCUCAGGGCUCUGUCAAAGGCCAAGCUGCAGAGGGAGAAGAAGAUGAAGGUGGAGAAAGCUAAGGUCAUUGAGGUCAAGGUCAACAUGUGGAUUGAGGAAAGAACGACUAAGGAGCAGAAAUCGAGAAAAGCCAAAGAAACAACUUGAAGCAGAAGAGAAGAGGAGAGUCCAGGAGAAAGCAAAGGAGAACUAUGGAGAAUGGAGGAGCAAAAAGAAGGCUGCAAAAGAGAUGAAGGAGAAGAAGGAGAAGGAAGAACAAAGAGCUGAAGCAGAAGCCGAGAGGAGGGAAGAAGAGGCAGAAGAUGCAUACCUGAACUUAAAGUGGAAAGAAGAGGCCAAGACGAGACCAUUUCCCCUAGCUACUCAAUGUGGCUUUCCUCAGGGCUCUGUCAAAGGCCAAGCUGCAGAGGGAGAAGAAGAUGAAGGUGGAGAAAGCUAAGGUCAUUGAGGUCAAGGUCAACAUGUGGAUUGAGGAAAGAACGACUAAGGAGCAGAAAUCGAGAAAAGCCAAAGAAACAACUUGAAGCAGAAGAGAAGAGGAGAGUCCAGGAGAAAGCAAAGGAGAACUAUGGAGAAUGGAGGAGCAAAAAGAAGGCUGCAAAAGAGAUGAAGGAGAAGAAGGAGAAGGAAGAACAAAGAGCUGAAGCAGAAGCCGAGAGGAGGGAAGAAGAGGCAGAAGAUGCAUACCUGAACUUAAAGUGGAAAGAAGAGGCCAAGACGAGACCAUUUCCCCUAGCUACUCAAUGUGGCUUUCCUCAGGGCUCUGUCAAAGGAGAACUAUGGAGAAUGGAGGAGCAAAAGAAGGCUGCAAAAGAGAUGAAGGAGAAGAAGGAGAAGGAAGAACAAAGAGCUGAAGCAGAAGCCGAGAGGAGGGAAGAAGAGGCAGAAGAUGCAUACCUGAACUUAAAGUGGAAAGAAGAGGCCAAGACGAGACCAUUUCCCCUAGCUACUCAAUGUGGCUAUCCUCAGGGCUCUGUCAAAGGCCAGCUGCAGAGGGAGAAACAGCUGAAGAUUGCAGAAGAGAGGAAGAUGAAGGUGGAGAAAGCUAAGGUCAUUGAGGUCAAGGUCAACAUGUGGAUUGAGGAAAGAACGACUUAGGAGCAGAAAUCGAGAAAAGCCAAAGAAACAACUUGAAGCAGAAGAGAAGAGGAGAGUCCAGGAGAAAGCAAAGGAGAACUAUGGAGAAUGGAGGAGCAAGAAGAAGGCUGCAAAAGA
Messenger RNA from Strongylocentrotus purpuratus (purple sea urchin), 1756 nucleotides. RefSeq names its product cilia- and flagella-associated protein 251-like. Bases 1148 to 1639 code for a protein of 163 amino acids. Lineage: Eukaryota; Metazoa; Echinodermata; Echinoidea; Camarodonta; Strongylocentrotidae. The transcript is spliced from 10 exons. The record is from RefSeq and is a predicted model, not a curated record.